AUGGGAAAACUGGAUGAUUUUACUACGGCGUCACCGAUAGCUCUGAGUCCCUACCUUGGUGAGGCUGUAUCGCUGAACUGUGUACCACCCCCCAGUGUUCCUAUGGCUGAUAUCGAGUGGAUCCUAAUCUCAAGUGAGGGACAUGUGGAGCUUGUAAAUUAUAACAACAGAAUCACAAAGGAUUACGAAGGUCGCUUAUACAUCACCAAUGUUCAACAAGAAGAUUACCAGAACGGAAAAGCAUAUAGGUGUAUGGUUACUAAUCACUUCGUAAGAAAAAAUACGUAUGACAAAGCCAUUCACAUCAUUCCCAGAGGAAAUUUACCACUGCAAAGACCUGCCGAGUAUCUAUGGUCCUCACCCUCUAAUGUAUUAGGUCUAAAAGGAGAGUCACUCAAACUCAAAUGUAUAUUCAGUGGAAACCCUACCCCGGAUGUGCUAUGGUCAAAGAACUACGAUGUCCUUCCACAUGAAUAUAACGUAUCCCUCGGGGGACAGGAACUUACCAUUACAAAUGUAACAGAGGGGGACGCUGGGUCUUAUCAAUGCUAUGGCUCAAACAGUAACGGAUCGCUGGCAUACCGGGAUAUUUCAGUUCGAGUGGAAUCUAAACCAUACUGGGACAUUGAACCGCAUGACAUAAAUGCAAGCGCCGGGGCAACAGUGACCUUUAUUUGUAAGGCCAAAGGUUAUCCUGAGCCAGUCAUAACAUGGUUCAUCAAUGGGAUCAAGCUUCAGGAAUCUCAAAAACCAAUUCUACACAGCCACCGAUUUUUGAAUCCUGACGCAAACAACAUCACAUUUGUCAAUGUGAACCACCAAGAUAGAAUGGUCCUGCAGUGUAAUGCCUCGAACACGCAUGGUUAUGUGUUCGCUGAUUUCUAUCUUAACAUACUGGAUUAAUGAGAGAUGCCGCGGAUACAGAAUAUAUAAGAAAUUUCUCAUCGACUGGAUAAAGAAGGAUUAUUCCAAUUUUUGAUUAUUCAAACGUUUGGAA
Messenger RNA from Saccostrea echinata, 997 nucleotides. RefSeq names its product neurofascin-like. The transcript has 7 exons. NCBI's taxonomy places the organism in Eukaryota, Metazoa, Mollusca, Bivalvia, Ostreida, Ostreidae. The coding region runs from base 1 to 903 and encodes 300 amino acids. Gene Ontology annotation, biological process: cell-cell adhesion. The record is from RefSeq and is a predicted model, not a curated record.